AUCUACGUGUCCACUGACGGUUGACACCUUUAAUCAGCAUGAUGGAAAGAAGCCUGAAGAAUGUUCUUGUGGUUUCUUUUGGAUUUCUGCUUCUCUUUACAGCCUACGGAGGUCUGCAGAGUCUGCAGAGCAGCCUGUACAGUGAGGAAGGCCUGGGGGUGAUGGCGCUCAGCACGCUGUACGGUGGGGUGCUCCUGUCUUCCAUGUUCCUCCCACCACUCCUGAUUAAGAAGUUUGGCUGCAAGCGGACCAUCGUCAUCUCCAUGUGCUGCUACGUGGCCUUCUCCCUGGGCAACUUCUACGCCAGCUGGUACACCUUGAUUCCCACCUCCAUACUGCUGGGUCUUGGAGCAGCCCCACUGUGGUCCGCUCAAUGCACGUACCUCACCAUCAUGGGAAACACACAAGCAAAGAAGGUGGGAAAAGUUGGCAGAGAUGUGGUGAACCAGUAUUUUGGCAUCUUCUUUCUCAUAUUCCAGUCAUCCGGUGUGUGGGGCAACCUGAUCUCAUCCCUGGUGUUUGGCCAGACGCCCACCCAAGAGGCCAUCCCAGAGGAGCAGCUCCUGUCUUGUGGGGCCAGUGACUGCCUGAUGGCCGCAGCGUCCACCAACAGUACCCAGCGUCCCUCGCAGACGCUCAUCUACACCCUGCUGGGCAUCUACACGGGGAGCGGCGUCCUGGCGGCCCUGCUCAUUGCCGCGUUUCUCGAACCCAUCAAAGAUGUUCAGCAGGAAAGUGAAGGAGAGAAGAAGUUACCUUUUUGGUCCACCCUGUUGUCCACCCUCAGGCUUCUUUGAGACAAGCGCCUGUGCCUCGUGGGGCUGCUGCCCCUGUACAGCGGAUUCGAGCAAGCCUUCCUCACGGGCGACUACACCAGGUCCUACGUCACCUGCGCCCUGGGGAUCCCCUUUGUCGGGUACGUGAUGAUCUGCUUCUCGGCCACCAACUCGCUGUGCUCCGUGCUGUACGGAAGGCUCUCCCAGCACACGGGCAGAAUCGCUCUCUACGCGCUGGGCGCGGUCACCCACCUGUCUUGCAUCAUUGCCCUCUUGCUGUGGAAACCUCACCCCCACCAGCUGGCUGUGUUCUUCGUGUUUUCUGGCCUUUGGGGCGUGGCCGACGCUGUCUGGCAGACACAGAACAAUGUUCUUUACGGCAUUCUGUUCGAGAAGAACAAGGAGGCUGCCUUUGCGAAUUACCGCCUGUGGGAAGCGCUGGGGUUCGUCAUUGCGUUUGGAUACAGCACAUUCUUGUGCGUCAACAUCAAACUCUACAUCCUCCUGGGAGUCCUGAGUCUGACCAUGGUGGCGUAUGGGGCUGUGGAGUACCUGGAGGCCAAGAACCUGGCCAGGCCAGCUGCCUCAGAACAGACAAAGCCAGCGGAGGGGGCGGAAGCAGAGACAGCCAUGUGACGGGGUGUCACAGAGAGCUCUACCCAGCGGGCCUCAGGCUUUAUAGCUGAUUCUUCACAACGGUGUCAGCAGUAUUUAGCUGUCCUGAAGACAUAACAUAGAUAUAUUUUUUUGUAAAAUUUUUUCCUAUUCUAACAAGUUUUCAGUCUACCAUGUGGAGAUGGAGAGCAUGCAGGAAGGAAUCCAUUCAUGUCAGACACAAAGGAAGAAAGUUGAGUGCAUCGUCAGCCAACGGCAAGUUGCUUAGGUAGAACCAAGAGCUCCCCCCUGUUGUACUCGUUGUUGUUGUUUGUAAGAAUCGGAAGGAUGUGAAAAUAAUCAGUCGGACACUCUAAUUUUACAAAUGGGUAAAUGACAC
Messenger RNA from Zalophus californianus (California sea lion), 1770 nucleotides. It is a transcript of the gene UNC93A, whose product is annotated as unc-93 homolog A. NCBI's taxonomy places the organism in Eukaryota, Metazoa, Chordata, Mammalia, Carnivora, Otariidae. The record is from RefSeq and is a predicted model, not a curated record. The transcript has 8 exons.